This is a messenger RNA of Dreissena polymorpha, 2567 nucleotides long. RefSeq lists its product as uncharacterized. Gene Ontology annotation, molecular function: wide pore channel activity. The record is from RefSeq and is a predicted model, not a curated record. Bases 161 to 2434 code for a protein of 757 amino acids. NCBI's taxonomy places the organism in Eukaryota, Metazoa, Mollusca, Bivalvia, Myida, Dreissenidae. The transcript is spliced from 15 exons. Gene Ontology annotation, cellular component: membrane.
GAACGCCAGUGCCAUAUGGCGUCAUAUUUUAUCAGACGAAAUAGUGUCAUAUGGCGUGAUAUUUUACGAGACGAAAUUAUAUUGAAACCAGUAAUGCGCAUUACUUUGUUAUCGGGACAUAUAUAGAGGACAAUAAUUGCUAACAAUUUAAAAUUCUGCGAUGUCGCGGCAAUUUCUCAGCGCGUUAUUUAUUGUAGUAUGGAUAUCAGUACCUCCAUCGAAGUGCGAUUUCCAAUGUGUCUGUAAUUAUAAUAUCGAAACUGCGGUCUUUGCAAACCCAGGUGAGAUAGGCUCCCCCUUUGGAUAUAUGUAUGAAUUCGACUGUAAGCCGGAAGCGUUAUCGCAUAUAGCAUCAACCGGACACUUCUCAGUGCAGUUUGAAGGAAAGUUAGGCUACAUUGCCAAGGACUCAGAUCGCGUUCAAAUACAAACAUGCCCGGGAAAUCCUUCCUCAACUGAUAUUAUCCCAACGACAACCAGCAAACCUGAUGGGCAUUCGACUCCUUCAACUCAUGUCACAGCUCAGCAAGAGAAAACAACUACAACAACAACGUCGAUGCCAUCAAGUACAAGUACACGUUCAAUUCCGUCAAGUACAACAACAACAACAACGUCAAUGCCGUCAAGUACAACUAAAACAACAACGUCAACACCGUCAAGUACAACUACAACAACAAUGCCGUCAAGUACAACUACAACAACUACGCAAAUGUUGUCAAUUUCGACUGCAACAACAACCUUAAGAACGACGACAAUGGGUGAAACUACAACACCGUUUCUUUACUGGACAAUGGCUGCGAAUGUUUCUGGGACCCCGCUGCAGUAUGUUGGAGUAGGUUACAACGUAUUGACUGGUAACCCACUAUCUACGCGUGAUCCUGGGUUACUACUGAACAAAAGAAUACUUCAGCUAACAGGAAGUCCGUCCAACGUUAGAGAAGCAAGUGUCACCCUCAGCCAGCAGUGCGCAUCCACAAUUACGCACACGCUUGUGCACGGAUCUCUAUCGUUGCAAGAGGAAAUGAAACGCUUGGUUAAACUGUCUGAUUCUCACGGAAGCGUACUGAAGGAUUAUGGUUUUACAAUGUCUUCCGAUUUUAGUAGUCAAAGGAGAUUUCUAGACGCCGGUCAGUCUUUGUACCACGAUACUCUGACCACUUGUGCAAUUGGAAGCGUCCGUUACUUUGGAAACAGCGCACGUCCAAAUGGGAAUUUCACAGUCUCGCACGAAUUUGCUAAAGCUGUAUGCAAAUUACCAAUUGAAAAUCGUUCUACUGAGGCAUUUAUGACGUUCUUUGAUGAAUGGGGAACAAGCGUUGUGAUGGCAGCUGAUCUUGGCUCGAUAUCGCUAUCUAGGACGACGGAAACAUUACCCGAGGUGUUUAAACGAAUAUCGACAUGGGAUCCAAGUCUACUGUUACACGGCGGUCGAAUGGGUAGCUUUUCAUCCUCUUGGACAAUUGAUGCCACGAGCUAUAGGUCUAACAGCAGACCCAUUCACAGCCAAGUGCCGCAAAAUGUUGUCAUGAAAGUCGGUUCUACUUUCGAUCCCGUGGCUGUUUCUCUAAACAUCGUUUCUAUUUCGGAUAUCAUCAAACCCGAAUAUUUCCGAGCAAUUCUGUGGUCACUUAUCGAAGAACGCUCUUGUCCAGAUAAUGUCGACGCCAGCUAUUUAGAACAACUUUCACAAAUAGUAGCAAAUAUGACGACGUUAUACACUACACAUACAACUAAAAACAACAGUCCAGCAGUGACAGAUUAUCCUCUCCAAGUACCAGUGACAUGGCCGCACGGUACGUACGGGUUAAUGAAGACCGCCUCUGGCACAGGAUGUCCUGCAGCUGGAGCCACAUGGAACACGGGCUUGCGGUACCAGGAUACAGAGGACAGUGAUGCUAACAGUCAGUUUACGUCUGGUAUUGGAACAUAUAUGGCAGGGUCCUUUGAUAGAAGUCACAUCCAGACAGAGUUUUGCAUGAAGGUCCACCCAGAGGGCACGCCUUACGACGUCGAAUGGCCAGCGGGUGCAUACUGCAUAUUAAAGAAAAACUCGUGUCCAUUGGGCUUCAAUGAGGGUUCUAUAUUUUGGGAUGACGAAUAUUUCGACAACCACAACCAUGCUGGUGGUUAUCUUCCUGAUGGAAGCUAUGGGUCGUCUACGAGAAUCUACUACUGUUGUCGGAAUGACGGUGCCACAAGUACUCCUAUUACCCUUCCUAUCGAUCAUCCGUUCAUUCUGAUACGCUACGGAACAUCAUGUCAGGCCGUGAAUGGAAUGAAUCUUCAAAACAUCUUCAUUCGCUGGUACGAUGACGACCUUAGCAAUGAUGACAGCGCCAGCGGCAUGCAUCCAUAUGACGAUGGCGGCAGCAAGGACCACAGGCUUUACUUCUGUUACUAUGACGCCGGCCGUGGAACAUCCAUUAUUGGAUAGUCAAAUAUGCCGAUGAGACAGACAUAAUAACAAUAUCAAUUGAUUUAUGUAAAUUCCAUGAAUUUUGCCGAAAAUACAAGCAUAUAUUCCUAAAAAUAGUAACAACGUAUUAAUUAAAUUUAAGAAAAAUAAA